CACCGAUAUGCGUUACUCUUUUUUGCUUCUAACUUUCUCCUUUUUUUUUGUUCUUUUUCUUUUCUAAACAUUUUUUCUUUUUAACCUCCUUUCCUAUAAAAUAUAGAUACAAAAAAAAAAAGAAUGGAUGUGGAUGCGAAAUCAAAACGAAAAAAGGUGUCUUUAGCUUGUGUGUUUUGUAGAAGAUCACACAUGACUUGUGACGAAGGUCGACCUUGUCAACGAUGUUUGAAACGAAAUAUAGGAUCCAUGUGUCACGAUGAAGCUAAAUCCACCGUGAAAAAAGUCUUGAACCACGAAAAACGAAAGAAUAGCUCCAGCAGCUGCAGUGAAAGCAGCAGUAGUGAAGGAAGCACAGCAUGGACUGAGCCUACUCCGACACGGAGGAAUCCACUUGGUAACAGCGAAGUUCAUAUUUUAAACGAAUUUAUUGAUGGCAUGUCAAAAAAGAAUGAUGUACAAGACCAAUUCUUUUUAACCGCAGCAGAUCCAAAAGAUGGCAACUUAGAAGAUCGAUUGAACGAAGUGAUUAAUGCGAAGUACCAAGCGGGCUUUUUAAAGCCAUAUAAUUAUGUCAAUGGAUACGCUCGACUUCAACGCUACAUGGAACAACAUAUGUCAUCUGACAGUCGACAACGUAUUUUAAAUGUAAUGGGCAUGUUCCGACCUACUUUCCGUGAUGUUGCACAAUCCUUGACGGACAUUGAUUUAAUACUGGUAGAAGAGUCGUUCGAACGCUUAUUAUUGGAUUACGAUCGAGUAUUUAGUGCCAUGGCUAUUCCUGCAUGUUUAUGGCGAAGAACAGGCGAGAUUUACAAGGGAAACAAAGAGUUUGCAGAUCUGAUCAAUGUACCAUUUGAUAAACUACGCGAUGGACAAUUGUGUAUUUAUGAAAUCAUGGCUGAAGACUCCAUUGUGAAUUAUUGGGAGAAAUAUGGAAACAUAGCAUUUGACCCUAAACAAAAAGCUGUCUUGACUUCAUGCCUACUCAAUUAUCAAUUAAGUCCUGAUGAAGAACCACCAAAAAAGAGAAAGAACCUUGCCAUGUCCUGUUGCUUUUCUUUUACUGUGAGACGAGAUAAAUUUAACAUUCCGACUGUUAUCAUUGGCAAUUUCUUACCAAUAGAAUCGUAAUACCCCUCCUCCUUCAACCUCUUAUUUUUUCUUGUACAUAUCUCAAAUUAAAACGAUCUUUCUUUAUUAUUAAACAU
This is a messenger RNA of Mucor mucedo, 1211 nucleotides long. RefSeq lists its product as uncharacterized. The transcript has 10 exons. The coding region runs from base 124 to 1134 and encodes 336 amino acids. Gene Ontology annotation, molecular function: zinc ion binding; RNA polymerase II transcription regulatory region sequence-specific DNA binding; DNA-binding transcription factor activity, RNA polymerase II-specific. Lineage: Eukaryota; Fungi; Mucoromycota; Mucoromycetes; Mucorales; Mucoraceae. Gene Ontology annotation, cellular component: nucleus. Gene Ontology annotation, biological process: regulation of DNA-templated transcription. The record is from RefSeq and is a predicted model, not a curated record.